Nicotiana tabacum (common tobacco) is the source of this 2057-nucleotide messenger RNA. RefSeq names its product CBL-interacting protein kinase 2. Gene Ontology annotation, molecular function: protein serine/threonine kinase activity; ATP binding. Gene Ontology annotation, biological process: signal transduction; protein phosphorylation. Lineage: Eukaryota; Viridiplantae; Streptophyta; Magnoliopsida; Solanales; Solanaceae. The record is from RefSeq and is a predicted model, not a curated record.
GUAUAAAAAGCCCAUGCCUUUUCCCACAUUCUGUGUCUGUCUAAAUAUUUUCACAAAUAUUAACACAUAAUUAAACAUUAAUCUUUUUGAAGGCGGCUGCAGGGGUUGAGUAAUUCUUCAGUUUGAAGGUAAACAAAUCAUUUGCUCAGUGUGGAAAAUUAGGGUUCAUCCUCUUUAGUAUUCUCUAGUCCAUUAAAAAGACCAGGGAAUGCUGAAAGAUGUGCUUAAGUGAGAUUGAAGCUCUAUUUAAGCUUUCCUUUAUACUUGAUGACAUUGCACCUCUAGUUUCAUCCAGAUUCUCGCAUCAAAUGCCAAAUCCUGCUAGAUAUUUUCAGGGUCAAAUAGUAUCGUAUCACGAUAUUAGUGAAGAUGGCUGAGUUGUUCAAUUCUUGAUAAAUCUUGCAUCUUGUAUAUAAAUAUUGAGUUUAAUUGCUCUGGUUUGUUGAAGUUGAUAUGGAGAGUAAGGGGAGUAGUGUACUAAUGGAAAGGUAUGAGUUAGGGAAAUUGUUAGGACAAGGUACUUUUGCUAAGGUCCAUCACGCAAGAGACGUCAAGACUGGAUUGAAUGUGGCGAUAAAGAUGAUUGAUAAGGAGAAGAUUGUGAAAGUUGGGAUGAUUGAUCAAAUCAAACGCGAAAUUUCGGUCAUGAAAUUGGUUAGACACUCUAAUAUUGUGCAGCUGUAUGAGGUUAUGGCGAGCAAAAAGAAGAUCUAUUUUGUGAUGGAAUAUGUGAAAGGCGGAGAGCUAUUUAAUAAGGUGGCUAAAGGGAAGUUAAAAGAAGAUGUUGCAAGAAAGUAUUUUCAGCAGUUGAUUAGUGCUAUUGAUUUCUGUCAUAGUAGAGGAGUUUAUCACAGAGAUCUGAAACCGGAGAAUCUAUUGGUUGACGAAAAUGGAAAUUUAAAGAUUUCAGAUUUUGGAUUGAGUGCCUUUGCUGAAUCUAAGAGACAAGAUGGUUUGCUUCAUACUACAUGUGGGACACCAGCUUAUGUUGCACCAGAAGUGAUAAACAGAAGAGGAUAUGAUGGUGCUAAAGCUGAUAUUUGGUCAUGCGGGGUGAUAUUAUAUGUCCUUUUGGCUGGAUAUCUACCAUUCCAUGAUUCAAAUUUAAUGGAGAUGUACAAAAAGAUUGGUAAGGCUGAGUUCAGAUGUCCUAACUGGUUCCCUCCUGAUGCUCGCAGGCUUAUAUCGAAAAUAUUAGAUCCAAAUCCAAGCACAAGAAUUUCCAUUUCCAAGAUAAUGGAGAAUUCUUGGUUCAAGAAAGGCUUGCAACUGAAACCAAUGCUUAAAGAUGCAGAGCCAAAGGAGGCAGCACUUGAAAAUGAUGAUGCUGUUUUUAGUGUUUGUGAGAAAACAGAGCCAAAGCCCGAAAUGGUGAAGCCUGCACACUUGAAUGCAUUUGAUAUUAUAUCAUUGUCAACUGGUUUUGACUUGUCUGGUUUGUUUGAAGAAAGAAACAAAAAGAGGGAAGUUAGAUUUACAUCAAGGCAACCGGCGAAAACAAUCAUCUCAAAGCUAGAGGAUGUAGCUAAGCGUUUAAAGUUGAAGGUGACGAAAAAGGAUGGAGGGUUAUUGAAGUUAGAAGGAUCUAAAGAAGGAAGAAAAGGAGUGUUAUCUAUUGAUACAGAAAUCUUUGAAGUAACUCCAAAUUUUCACUUUGUUGAGGUGAAGAAAAAUAGUGGAGAUACUAUAGAGUAUAAGAAGAUGAUGAAGAAGGAUAUAAGACCAGCAUUGAAAGAUAUUGUGUGGACUUGGCAAGGUGAUGAGCCACGGACUCUGCUGCCAGAAGAGGAAGAAUUUGACACUGAUUCACCUCAGAAUGCACUUUAGGAACUACAAUUACAUUGCCAAUGUAGUUAUGUUUUAAUGCUAGAAGAUCAACUCCAUUCUGUAUUUUCUUUAUGUUCUUGAUCCAAGCUCGAGUUUACUUUUACCUUUGACUUGGUUCACGCUAGCAGUGUAAGAAGUUGUUAUAUUAUCAUUGUAUUUGGUAGGUAUAUUGACUAACUUUUCAUCCACUUUUAUGAACCGUUGGUUUAAUAUUGACCAUCUUUUAGUGA